GCUUAUAAGGGGCAGGAGCCUCUCAGGGCUGCCAGAAUGGCCGCUCAAUGCGCGGCGCCAGCCUGUAUCAUGUCCCAGCUGCGUUUCUGGGGCCCAUGGCCCCUCCUCACGUGGCAAUUAUUGUGUCUACUAGUCAAGGAGGCUCAGCCUCUGGAGUGGGUCAAGGACCCGCUCCAGCUGACCUCUAACCCCCUGGGGCCGCCUGAGCCCCAGUCUUCCCGCUCCUCCCAUCUCCCAUGGGAAUCCCAUGCGCCCACUCCCCCGGCAGACCCCGGGGACUUUGAUUCUGGGCCCUCUGCUUCCUCGCAGAUGUCAGCCCCACCCCGGGAAUCGACUGAAAAUUUGGUUCCAUUCCUGGACACAGAUUCAGCUGAAGAGCUGCCCCUGGGGCCAGAGCAGUUCUCCGCUGCACACCAGGAUUUAAAUGACAAGCUGACUCCGGAAGAAAGGCUCCCAGAGGUGGUCCCACUGCUGGACGGGGAUCAGAACCAGACCCUAGUUCAGCUUCCUCACCUCAAAAGUAAGGUUCCAACUGCAGAUCUAGAUCGGGCUGCAGGCCAUCAGGCAGAUGAAAUACUUGUUCCGCUAGACAGUAAGAUUUCAAAACCAACCACAUUUAUUGUUUCGCCCAAGAACCUGAAGAAAGAUCUAGCUGAGCGUUGGAGCCUUGCUGAGAUUGUUGGAAUUCCACACCGAUUAUCCAAACCUCAGCGUGAGAAACAGACUUUGCAGGAUGAAUCGAGUAUGGACACACUGUAUCCCGGCAGCCUGCCUCCAGAACUCCGGGUGAACUCAGAUGAGCCUCCAGGGCCCCCUGAGCGAGUUGGACUUUCUCAAUUCCAUCUAGAGCCGGAAACUCAAAAUCCAGAGACGCUUGAAGACAUCCAGUCCUCUUCAUUCCGGCAAGAAGCCCCAGGGCAGCUUCCACAGCUCCCUGAGGAGGAAGAACCUUCUUCCACCCAGCAGGAGGCCCCAGCUCUGCCUCCAGCAUCCUCUAUGGAGAGUCUAACUCUACCGAAUCGUGAGGUGACAGUUCAGCCUCUAGGUGAGGAUCAAGCUCAUUAUAACUUGCCCAACAUUACAGUUAAACCUGCAGAUGUGGAGGUUACCAUAACUUCAGAGGCUGAAAACGAGACAGAAUCUUCCCAAGCCCAGCAGGAGGCCCCAGUUCAGUUUCCAGAGGAGGCGGAACCUCCUGCAACCCAACAGGAGCCCCCAACUGAGCCUCCAGGUCCUCCUAUAGAGGCUGAACUUUCCCCCAGUGAGCAGGAGCAGCCAGCUCAGCCUUCUGAGUCUUCUGGGGAGGUUGAAUCUUCUCCAGCCCAGCAGGAGGCCCCAGCUCAGCCUCCAGAACAUCAUGAAGUCACAGUUUCACCUCCUGGUCACCAUCAGACUCAGCAUUCAGAUUUGUCCAGUGUCUCUGUUAAGCCUCCAGAUGUGCAGCUCACCAUAGCAACAGAGCCUAGUGCAGAGGUGGGAACUUCUCCAAUCCCCCAGGAGGCUACAGCUCAGCUCUCAGGAGGUAAUGAUGUAGAACCUCUCGCCAUCCAGCACGGGGGCCCACCUCUGCCUCCAGAGUCACUGGAAGAGGCUGGACCUUUAGCAAUUCAACAGGAGACUUCAGUUCAAUCUCCGGAACCUGUUAAUAAUGAGAACCCCUCUCCAACCCAGCAGGAGGCUGCAGCUGAGCAUCCACAGACCGCUGAGGAGGGUGAGUCUUCUCUAACCCAGCAGGAGGCCCCAGCUCAGACUCCAGAGCUCCCUAAUGUAGUUGUAGCUCAACCUCCAGAGCAUUCAAACCUGACUCAAGCCACAGUUCAACCUUUGGACCUGGGGCUUACCAUCACUCCAGAACCCACUACAGAGGUUGGACAUUCUACACCUCUGAAGAUGACUUUCGUUCCUCCAAAGCAACUUAAGGUGACACUUCCACAUCCAGACCAGGUUCAGACUCAGUAUUCACACCUGACUCAAGCCACAGUUCAACCUUUGGACCUGGAGUUUACCAGCACUCCAGAAUCCACGACAGAGGUUGAACUUUCUCCAACCAUGCAGGAGACCCCAACUCAGCCUCCUAAGAAAGUUGUACCCCAACUUCGAGUAUAUCAAGAGGUAGCAAUUCCAACAGUAGGUCUGGAUGAAGCUCAGCAUCCAAUGUCACCCAGCGUCACAGUUCAACCUUUGGACCUGAGACUUACCAUCACUCCAGAACCCACUACGGAGGUUGUACCUUCUACAGCCCUGAAGAAGACUCUAGUUCCUCCAGAGCAUCCUAAGGUGACACUUCCACAUCCAGACCAGGUUCAGACUCAGUAUUCACACCUGACUCAAGCCACACAUUCACACCUGACUCAAGCCACAGUUCAACCUUUGGACCUAGGGUUUACCAGCACUCCAGAAUCCACGACAGAGGUUGAACCCUCAACAACCCUGACGACUACAGCUCCUCCUCCAGAACACCCUGAGGUGACACUUUCACCUUCAGACAAGGGUCAGGCUCAGCAUUCACACCUGACUCAAGUCACAGUUCAACCUCUGGCCCUGGAGCUUACCAUAACUACAGAACCUACUACAGAGGUUAAACCAUCUCCAACCACAGAGGAGACUUCAACUCAGCCUCCAGACCCGGGGCUUGCUGUAACUCCAGAGCCCACUACAGAGACUGGACAUUCUACAGCCCUGGAGACGACUACAGCUCCUCGUCCAGACCAGGUUCAGACUCUGCAUCGAAAACUGACUGAAGUCACAGUUCCACGUACUGAACUAGAACCUACUCAAAAUUCAUUGGUGCAGUCUGUAAGUUAUGCCCAAAAUAAGACUUUAACUGCACCAGAGGGACAGAAGGCCUCCACAAGCACCAACAUAUGUGAGCUCUGUACCUGCGGAGAUGAGACACUGUCAUGUAUUGAUCUCAGCCCAAAGCAGAGGCUCCGCCAAGUACCUGUGCCAGAGCCCAACGCCUACAAUGGCACCUUCACCAUCUGUAAUUUCCAAGGAAACUAUAUUUCGUACAUUGAUGGAAAUGUAUGGAAAGCAUACAUUUGGACCGAGAAACUAAUUCUCAAUGAAAAUUAUUUGACUGAAUUACAUAAGGAUUCAUUUGAAGGCCUGCUAUCCCUCCAGUAUUUAGAUUUAUCCUGCAAUAAAAUACAGUCUAUUGAAAGACGUACAUUUGAACCACUACCAUUUUUGCAGUUUAUAAAUCUUGGUUGCAAUUUACUCACAGAACUGAGCUUUGGAACAUUUCAGGCCUGGCAUGGAAUGCAGUUUUUAUACAAGUUAAUUCUCAAUCGCAAUCCUCUGACAACUGUUGAAGAUCCGUAUCUCUUUAAAUUGCCAGCAUUAAAAUAUCUAGACAUGGGAAAAACGCAAGUUCCACUUACAACACUUAAGAACAUUCUCACGAUGACUGUUGAACUGGAAAAACUGAUCUUACCUAGCCAUAUGGCCUGCUGCCUCUGCCAAUUUAAAAACAGCAUUGAGGCUGUCUGCAAGACAGUCAAGCUGCAUUGCAACAGUGCAUGUCUGACAAACACCAUACAUUGUCCUGAAGAAGCAUCUGUAGGGAAUCCAGAAGGAGCGUUCAUGAAGGUGUUACAGGCCCGGAAGAAGCACACGAGCACUGAGCUGACUAUUGAGCCGGAGGUGCCCUCAGACAGCAGUGACAUCAACUUGUCAGGCUUUGGGAGUGAGCAGCUAGACACCAAUGACGAGAGUGAAGUUAUCAGUGCACUAAGUUACAUCUUGCCUUAUUUCUCAGUGGUAAAUCUAGAUGUGAAAUCAAUGUUGUUACCGUUCAUUAAACAGCUUUCUUCAAAUGUGCAAGAUGGAGAUAGGCCCCUGGGUAUUUUGAAAAACAAUAUAAAGGGCCCCUCUCUUCAACCUGCAUCGGACAACUCAACUUACGAAAUUUAUGAAAAUAAAUUGAGAAAGCUGUACUUGCUGGAAAAUAUGUUAGAUGCAGAAAUACAGGAAAAAAUCGAUGAAGUUAAAAGGGAAGAAAAAACUGCCAUGCUUAUGCAGACCAGCCUUCUAGGUAACAAAUUUAAACGCCAAAUAUUUGAAAAGAAAUUAGAAACUGUCCAACCACAGGAAAACAGCCUGGCAAAGAUUCAAAGUGUAGGCAACAACCUGCAGAGAGUGAACAGAGUCCUCACGGGCCCAAGGAGCAUCCAGAAAAGGCACUUCAAAGAGGUGGGAAAGCAGAGCACCAGGAGGGAAGAGGGUGCGCAGGCAUUUGUGGAGAGCGCUGCCCAAGAAAAAAGGCUCGGGAGCCCGGUCUCAAGGGAGCUGGAACAGCCUCACACAGAGCAGGGGCGUGAGAAGUUAGUGGGAAACACCGUCUACACCAAGCCUUCGUUCACCCAAGAGCUUAACGCAGCAGUGUCUUCUGUGCUGAAACCCUUCUCCAUGGGCGAGCCUUCUGCCUCCACCCCUGCAAAAGCCCUACCUGAGGUCAGAGACAGAUCGAAAGACUUAACCCACGCCAUUUUCAUUUUAGAAAACGCAAAGGCUAGAGUUAAAAGUAUGAAGGCUGCCAAACCAAUCGUACAUUCCCGAAAAAAAUACCGCUAUCAUAAAACUCGCUCCCGCGUGGCCCACAGAACACUCAAGGCCAAAAAGAGUCAAAAGUUCAGAAAGAAAAGUUACCUCGAUAGACUGAUGCUCGCAAACAGGCCGCCAUUCUCUGCAGUGAACAGCCUCAUAAAUUCCCCUUCACAAGGGGCUUUUUCAUCAUUAGGAGACCCAAGUCCUCAGGAAAAUCCUUUUCUGGAAGGAUUUGCUCCUUCAGAACGUUUUACAGAAAACACUAAUGUAAAAGACACAACUGCAAGAAAUGCCUUUGAAGAAAACAUUUCUAUGGAAAACACUACUAUGCCAGAAGGCACCAUCUCUGAAAACACAACCUACAAUCCUCCUCCUGAGGCAGAUUCCGCUGGGACUGCGUUCAACUUAGGGCCAGCUGUUAAACGAACUAAUCAGACACAAUGGGAAUACAACAACAUGGGCACUGACCUGUCCUCCAAGCCCAAAAGCUUCAAUUACCCUUUGCUCUCGUCUGCAGGUGAUCAGUUUGAAAAUCAGCUAACCGAGCAGCUACGUUCCCUCAUCCCCAACAACAAUGUGAGAAAACUCAUUUCUCAUGUUAUCCGGACCUUGAAGACAGACUGCUCUGACACCCGUGUGCAAGUGACCUGUGCCAAGCUCAUCUCCAGGACAGGCCUCCUGAUGAAGCUUCUCAGUGAGCAGCAGGAAGUAAAGGCGUCCAAGGCUGAAUGGGAUACGGAACAAUGGAAAACUGAGAACUAUAUCAAUGAGAGCACGGAAGCCCAGAGUGAACAGAAAGAGCAGAGGUUGAGUGAGCUCACAAAAGAAGUUCCAGGAUAUGGCUAUAACAACAAACUCAUCUUGGCAUUAUUUGUGACCGAAAUACUCACGACUUUGAUUAUAAUUUUCUGCCUCAUUCAGAUUUAUUCUCACCGAAGGUCAUCACAAGAAGAUGAAGAAGGAGUCUCAAGGGGCAUUUUCAGAUUUCUGCCAUGUAGGAGAUGCUGUUCGCCAAGUGAGACUCAGGAUGGAGCUUUCUCAUUCAGACAGCCGCUGUGGCUUAAAGAUAUGUACAAACCUCUCAGUGCCACAAGAGUAAAUAACCAGGCAGAGAAGCUGCACAAGAAGUCAUCUAAUGAGGAGGAGAUCCUCAGCAGGGAACCUGGGGACAGCGAAGCCCCAACAGAGAUGGGGGAGGAGAGUGAAGCCCAGUCAUAGGAGGAGAAAGAGUGACCCCAGCCCGCCUCAGGCCUCCUGCAAAAAUACAUAGCAUAAACAACAAGGGCCAUCAGAAAGAAAAGCAGGACUGAAGCCAGCGGUCCACGCAUCCACAGAGGCAGCGGGCAGAGGAAGCACAGCGCCGUCGUUCCCUCCCUUGUUUCCCAGUCUUAUUAGUCACCCAGACCUGAAAACAUAUCCUCAGGGGUGGAGAUUUUACAAUUAAAUACUGUUGUUCUCUUGUU
This is a messenger RNA of Macaca mulatta (Rhesus monkey), 6011 nucleotides long. The record is from RefSeq and is a predicted model, not a curated record. NCBI's taxonomy places the organism in Eukaryota, Metazoa, Chordata, Mammalia, Primates, Cercopithecidae.